AUGAAUGCCAAGACCUGCGAUACCACUCCUGUUGACCCCAACAAUCCUCCGAAGUCCACCGUUCUUGUCCCUGAACAGCCAGAGGAACCUCGCUGCCCUGUAAAUGUCGCUCAAGUUCCUGGUUUCGAGCCUGAGGACGGUAAGCAGGCAUGGGCGUUCUACAACGACGCGGGAGAGUUUACGCAAGACACAUCUAAUGCUCGAACCGGCGAAUGGGAGGCGCUCACCAGUGAAGCUCAGCAGUACUACAUCUACCUUGAACAACAGUUUAAUGCACAUGAUCUUGAAGCCGGCGAGACAUACGAUUACCAUUUCUUCUGGAAACCGAAAACGCUGCCUGACAAUGGGCAAUGCUACAUCUACGGUGGUUACAAUGAUGCUAUUGCAUUUCCUCAUACCGAAGUUGAAUUUGGAGCAACUUCGUCAACUGGGUACACCAUCUACUCAGCUCGCUUCCCCAUGCCAGCCGAUGACCUGCUUCUCCAAAUCGUCUUCUACUGCAAUUACAACAGCGGCAAUCAGCAAUUGGGAUCUGUCUAUAUAGACGACACUGCACUGAUUAAAGUUGGUGGCUGCGAAGCAUAUCCUGUGACAGGGGCACUCAUUGAAAACCCCAGUUUCGAGAUCCGAGCGACUGGGGAUAGUUCCUAUGCUUGGUUCGGCACCAAUGGCAUGACUAUCAAGGCUGGAAGCACAUCCAACGGCUUUUCACCUAACAGCGGUAACAACUACCUAUACGUUCAACUUGAGUCCAUAGGGGAACCGGCCACACUGACCAAACCGCUGGCAAAGUCGUUGAAUGCAGGUCAAUCAUACACUCUUCAGUUUAACUGGGCGGCUGGGUCAUCGUAUACACCCGGUGAUUGCUCCUUCACAAUCGCCUUUGGUUCGGCCACUGAAGUCCUCAGACUAGACGACCCGGUCAUUGCGUAUCAGUAUCAACGUAUCGAGUCCAGUUUCACGGCGGCUGAACAGGUCAAGUCGAUGUCUCUCACUGUCUCCUGCUCAGCCUAUGUCGUGGGCUUUGCCCUUGAUGACUUUCUCCUACAGUAA
Fusarium graminearum PH-1 is the source of this 1053-nucleotide messenger RNA. RefSeq lists its product as uncharacterized. The record is from RefSeq and is a predicted model, not a curated record. Lineage: Eukaryota; Fungi; Ascomycota; Sordariomycetes; Hypocreales; Nectriaceae. The coding region runs from base 1 to 1053 and encodes 350 amino acids. The transcript is spliced from 3 exons.